Molecule: messenger RNA, 940 nt
Organism: Polypterus senegalus (gray bichir)
Lineage: Eukaryota; Metazoa; Chordata; Cladistia; Polypteriformes; Polypteridae
Product: troponin C, skeletal muscle-like
Exons: 6
Coding region: 102-584 (160 amino acids)
Molecular function (GO): enzyme regulator activity; calcium ion binding
Source: RefSeq, a predicted model, not a curated record
AAUCCCAGUGGGCGCCUAGUCUUUCUGUGCAGGACAGCAGCAGCAGUUCAUUCUUCAGAGGACUCAAGUGGGGAGGAAGUGUUCCUCCAUAAUCUGCAAACAUGACUGACGCGCAGUCAGAAGCGCGGUCCUACCUCAGCGAGGAGAUGAUCGCUGAGUUCAAGGCCGCCUUCGACAUGUUUGACUCUGAUGGUGGUGGUGACAUCAGCACCAAGGAGUUGGGCACUGUCAUGAAGAUGCUGGGCCAGACCCCGUCCAGAGAAGAGUUGGAUGCCAUCAUUGAGGAGGUAGAUGAGGAUGGCAGCGGCACCAUCGACUUUGAAGAGUUCUUGGUUAUGAUGGUGCGCCAGAUGAAAGAGGAUCAGGCCGGAAAGAGUGAGGAAGAGUUGGCUGAAUUCUUCAGAAUCUUAGAUAGGAACGCGGACGGCUACAUCGACCGCGAAGAGUUUGCCGAGCUCAUCCGCAGCGGCGGCGAGGCGGUGACGGACGCCGAGAUUGACGAGCUGAUGACUGAUGGUGACAAAAACCAGGAUGGCAAAUUGGACUUUGACGAGUUCCUCAAGAUGAUGGAAGGUGUGCAGUAAAUAUCUGACCGACAUUCCUCUUUGCAUUUUCACCGUCACCCGCAACCCGUUCCGCUUCUAUCAUUUCUCUCUAUCACUACCGCAACUGUCUGUAAUCUUCAACGAGCCUCAGUCGACCCUGCAAAGUAAUCCUCUGCAAAGCAAGCCUUUUGGAUAAUCAAGAUACAGUAGAACUGCUUAUAAAGUCGAACAAGGACCGCCUUGUAAACCAGCAUAGCAAGAGCUUAUGAGCAGCCUGCAGGAAAGCCAUGCACGUAAAUGGAAAUUUGCCAGCAGUUGACACCAACAGCUAUCGAAAUUCGGUCUGUAUAUACAUUUGUGAAUAUGAAGGCUUGAAUAAAUAUCUGUGGACUUUC